ACCCCAGCAGUUAUACUUGUACACAGUACUUUAGUCAGUAGCGUAUAUUUGAACAUAUAUGCAUUGAAAGAUGGACAUAAGAGAAUACGAGAGGAUGAAGCAGAUGUCGGCUAAGAGGAAACACGAGAGACGCGCGUGUCGCAUACUCCGCUGAGCGGUAAUGAGGACAGUGCAGGUCAACAGCCAGCCCUCUCUCAUCCUGCAUGCAGAAAUCUCACCUUGGUCUGAUACCACUACUUUCAUCUGCAUCCACAUCGUCUGCCGUCUCCAGAACAUUCGUCUCCUGUUGUUCAAGAGAUUGUCACCGAAUUUACCAUCGUCACCAUUGAUUCACACUCCCAGUCCAAUUCUGCGCGGGGCAUCGUCCCUUUGACGUCCACAUCCCUCCCAAUCUCUGCGUCGGAACAACCACAUAUUUCUGAUAUUGUAUCUACACCCCCAGGUACACCGUCCGUUAGAAGAACAAACCAACCAGGCCCCG
Somion occarium is the source of this 481-nucleotide messenger RNA. Lineage: Eukaryota; Fungi; Basidiomycota; Agaricomycetes; Polyporales; Cerrenaceae. The record is from the annotation of a GenBank genome assembly.